Messenger RNA from Clupea harengus (Atlantic herring), 1354 nucleotides. RefSeq lists its product as uncharacterized. Gene Ontology annotation, cellular component: cytoplasm; axon terminus; neuronal cell body. The record is from RefSeq and is a predicted model, not a curated record. Gene Ontology annotation, biological process: synapse organization; chemical synaptic transmission; synaptic vesicle endocytosis. Lineage: Eukaryota; Metazoa; Chordata; Actinopteri; Clupeiformes; Clupeidae. Gene Ontology annotation, molecular function: cuprous ion binding.
CAUCAGGCUACAGCCAUUGCUUGUCAAGCUCGCAUCAGCACCAUCCGUCGAUCACGCGCUCACAGCGUGGACACCAAAGGACCAGUUUGAUACAGGGGACAUACGCUAAGACAUAAUCAAUACCGCGCGGCCGUUAAACGUGGAAUAAUACAUUUAGACGCAUCGAGGUGCAACGUCACAUUAUACUACAUUCAUUCAUCUCGAGGAAAGAAGCGAACAGCAGUUCGUGGUCCAUUUGGACUCGUCAUGGACGUGUUUAAGAAAGGAUUUUCGAAAGCCAAGGAUGGGGUUGUGUUUGCGGCAGAGAAGACCAAACAGGGAGUGACAGGAGCAGCUGGAAUGACUAAAGAUGGGGUCAUUUUUGUUGGCACUAAAACAGUGGAUGGAGUCACAACAGUGGCUGGGAAGACUGUUUCUGGGGUGUCACAUGUGGGUGGUGCCAUGGUGGAUGGAGUCACAGCUGUUGCCCAAAAAACAGUGGAAGGUGCUGGGAACAUCGUUGCUGCAACAGGACUGGUCAAGAAGGACACACCAAAACCAGAUGAAGAGGCCAAGCAGGUGCCAGUAGAGAAUGCAGGGGAGUCUCAGGUUGAGGCUGACAACAGCUGUGACAAUGCCACUGAGGACAUUCAGUGAUCUGCCUUGUGCUUCUUCGUUGGAGUCAAGAGUUCAGUGACCAGAACAUUCCAUGUUACUCUGCCAAGUUCCCUUUUGCCUUGUCGUGGUUCUCUAUGGAGUUGAUUCAGUGUGUGUCUAUGUGUGCAAGUGAAAAUAAUCCUUGUACGUGUGGGAGUGCAUUUGUGGGUGUUCGUCCAUGUUCUGUGUUAGCUCUGAGGAUGGCACAUGUGUACAUGUAGAGGUGUGUGUGUGUGUGUGUGUGUGUGUGUGUGUUUGUGUGUUUGUGUCCCUGAACCAGGCGCUAUCUUAUGUGACUGGUCAGAGGAGAGUAUUUGUUCUGUGGAAAUUGUUGCUCUGGGAUUAAAACAAAAUAUACAAAUGUCAGUCUGCUAAUGCUAAUCCACCGCUGAUGCUCCUUGCAACUUGAGUGCAACUUACAGGCUGAUUUUCACUGCAGUGGGCUGCAUUGAAGUGAAUUGAAAAUACAAGGUACAUAUAAAAUAGAUGGCAACCUACACCUAAGUGUCUAUUAUUAUGGAUGACAUGAAAUUACUUUUCAAUAUAUUCUAUUUUUGUGUGCUACAUAGUGCUGAGGUACUUUUAUGUAUUUUCUAUGUUUCCAAUGUGGGUGUAUAGUACAUGGAAUCUGAUACAACUGGCAUGGAGUAAAUAACGUCAUUUGCCUGUCAUAUUAUUUAAAAUGUUGGAUGUUUAAAUAAAUAUAUAAUUACAAAUA